AUGUUCAGAAAGAUCCAUUCAGUCUUUCACCCCAGCUCCCAUAGGAGGAAUCUGUCUGAUGAUAUCCCUUGCUAUGAUGGCAUAGGCUCUGCUGUAAGGCUGAUCCGCAGCACCUCUAUGUACGCUCUUGGAGGGGAGCAGCAGAGACUCAAUGAAUCCUUGAAAAAAUGCAAAAGUACCACCAGUAUAGAUUCGUGUGCAUACUUCCCACAGAAAGAGGAAGACAGGGCCUGGAUGUACUCCAAGACUCAACAUUGCUUACAGUACUUACAGGAUCUAUUAGCUUUGAGAAAAAAAUACCUUGACAGCAUCAAUGACUUAAAAUCCAUGAACAUGACAUCAGAAAUUUCUCCGGUGUCAACGAAAUCCUCCAAAACAGGGGAAAGCACUCCUAUUGAUGCAAGUCACCCCAAAGAGGUUAGGGAGCAAAGAAGCUAGAAAAGAGUCCCACAGCCCAAUUCAGAUGUAAGAGAGGCAAUAGCUUUCUUGGACUCAGUGAUUGCAGAUCUGGAUGCAGAGAGAUCGCAGAAAGUUCCUGUGACAGAUCUCCCAAACGUGGAUGUUGACUUUGAUGUUGCUACCAGCACUCGUGAGCACAGUUUACAUUCAAACUGGAUUCUCCGUGCCCCCCAGAGGCACUCCCAAGAUGCCUUGCACAUAGAGGCAGCAAGCCAGUCUAAAAGAAACAGCCAGAGAAGAACAACUGGCUCCAGAAAGAGACUGGAAAGAUAUCCAAUUUAUUUACCCAAAGCAGUGGAAGGGGCAUUCAGCACUUUAAAAUUUAAACCAAAAUCAUGUAAGAAGGACUAG
Molecule: messenger RNA, 810 nt
Organism: Caretta caretta (loggerhead turtle)
Lineage: Eukaryota; Metazoa; Chordata; Testudines; Cheloniidae
Gene: C1H13orf42
Product: chromosome 1 C13orf42 homolog
Source: RefSeq, a predicted model, not a curated record